AUGCCUUUAUUGGUCUUUGCGGCUUAUGCUUGCUUCGAACAGAAGAGGAAACCCCGAUGGAUCGAAGCUGUCUCGAUGGUCUCUCUCGUUCUCGUCUAUGAGAUUCUCGUACUCCUAACGGGUGGUACUAUGCUAUUCGACAAGACAUUGAUGGGCAUAGUCUCCGAGUCUAAUGCCUCUCUCUUUACGAUCGUUAUACCCCUCUUGGCAUUGCUCAAUACUUUCCUGCUUUACCGGAGAAACUUAUCAAUUGCACUCAAGUAUCGUGCCAAGGCUUGUACAUGA
This is a messenger RNA of Perkinsus marinus ATCC 50983, 285 nucleotides long. RefSeq lists its product as hypothetical. Bases 1 to 285 code for a protein of 94 amino acids. The transcript has a single exon. The record is from RefSeq and is a predicted model, not a curated record. Lineage: Eukaryota; Perkinsozoa; Perkinsida; Perkinsidae.